AAUAAUUAACAAUACCAAUGCUUUUCGAAAAAGACAAAGUUUAUAAAUCUGUACAAUAUUUUGAUUUCCGUUAAUAAUUUCAUUUGAAAUAUGUUUAAGGAGUCUCUAGACCCCUUUAAUUGUAUGUAUUUCAACGAAAGCAAAAUAUUACUUUAUAUUCUUCAUAAACAAACUCGAUUUUACUCAAUAAUUUGAUGUUAGGAUAAAACAUGACAUUUGGAAUAUGUUUAAGGAAUGCCUAGACCCUUCGACUGUACAUAUGUAUUUCUAUUAUUGAUAUCAACGAAUGCAAAAUAUUACUUUAUGUUGUUGAUACACAAACUCGAUCUUUGGUACAGUACAAUAGAUGGCUUAUGGCCAAUCUCGAUCUUACUUAAUAAUAUGAUGUUAAGAUAAUAAAUGUCUUAAAUAAAACUAAAUAUAAUCAGCUGGAAAGUAUAUUAUUUUGAAAUCAUAUUGACCAUUUUGUCACCUUAUAUAAAAAUAAUAUCUGUUUUAAACAUAUUAAAUUGUUCGAAAUGUAUAAGAUGGUGAUAUAAAAAAAUAUAUGGCAUGGUAGAUAUGAAAGUUGUCGAUUCUUUUUUCAAUCGUUACAUUAAUUUGUAGUCGCUUCAUAAUUUCAUUAAAUAUUUCUGACUAGAUUUGUAAAUGCAUCACUGUCCGUUUUGACCUGACGAUUUGAUUGCCCAUUCACAAUUUGUACAUUUUUGUGUUAUAUUUUGUCUCUUUCAUAAGGAAGUCACCAAAUAGUAAUGUCCGAAAGAGAUAGUAAUAAUAUUUUUAUUUUACUUUUCGCCAUUUCCUUUUGGUAUUAGGAAUAAUUUUUCGCCUUGAGUUGAAGGAAGGUUUUGUCUUACAUUAAUAAAAAAAAUAGUUUUCCAUUGAGAUUAGUUGAAAAAUAUAUCGAAUCUAUCUAUAUUGAAUAUCAAGAGAGAAGUGCAGUAGCGGUUUGGUCGAAAAUAAAGUCAACUAAUCAUGUGAAGUAUUGAAUUGAAACUGAUGGGAGUAUCCUAAGGAUUGUGGGCUUAAAAAGAGUGCGGCACAAAAUCAGGAAUUUUGAGUACACAAGUUGCAAGUUUGUUGCAAAAAUGUCAGACGAUAACGUUUAUAAGGAUGGCGACAUCGUUUGGGUGAAACUGGGCAACAAUUGGUGGCCCGGUGAGGUGACCGAUGUGCAUCGCCAACCCGAUGGCCUCCUCAAACAACUAAAGAAGAAACCCUAUUGCGUUGUAAAAUUUUUCCAAGAAGAUGCCUAUGAAUAUAUAAAGAGUGCAAAACAAAUAUUUCCUUUCCAAUGCAGCAAAAAAGAUGAGUUCAUCAAAAAGGGGACUGCUUUAUAUAAUGCCAAAAAUAAAUUUAUGGAGAAGUUCCCAUCAGAUGUGGAGAUCGCUGAGCGUUUAACACGUAAAGCUGUUGAUUCAGAUAUGUUUAUUAUAAAUGAUCGACCAGAUAGUAUUGUCAAGGCGAUACUCGGACCGACAUUUACACGACGCAGUAACGAUUACUACGACAAUGAAUACAACAAUAGUUAUAACAAUGACUACAACAAUAAACGCAGAAGUGGGGAUUCUGUAACCAAAAUCCUCAACAUUACACCAAAACGUACAACAACAACUAAUCGAAAUCCUGAUAUAGGAAAAUCAAAAGCUUCACCGCAUAUCAGUACAAGUUUUGUAACGAACGCCUCUAUGCCCAGCAGUGGAGAAACGAAUUUUUAUCGAUGUAAUAUGUGUGAUUUCUCAAGCCAAAGGCAAAAUGUUAUGAUAUUACAUCGACGCACGCAUAGCGGUACUGGGACGCCGACAUCUGCGCAGACACCUUCAACCUCCAAUGCACGCAAGAUACCCUCGGCUACUAUAACGUCAGCGAGCGAGUCAAAGAGCUCCAUCACUGCCAUGACUUGCAAGCUACAGUCGCCUACAACAUCUUCGAAAUCGGAACGAAACUCUUUGAGCGAAGAUGAUGACCAGAAAUAUCCUAUAAUACUUGACACCAACAAAUUGCAAAUAGCAAAAUCUACAAAAAAAAUGUCGUUACCGGUGAAUAGUCGAGGCGUUAGUAGCACGAAACACAAGCCUUAUCCGUUGUCCGGAAGCGAAAGAGCAAGUCGAUCUGCUGCUGCAAGCACAUCGCGUGAGAAUUCGCAUACAUCGUUACGCAUUGAUGCCGAUGUAAAAGAGAUUACAUUGCCCGACGGAAUGCCGAUUUCAUCCAUAAAGGGAGAGCAGAAAUUGAGUAUUGAAGACGAUACCACCGAUAACUCAUCGUCACACACGACGGAGGACCUAUUGAGAUCAUGCAGUCCGCGAAAGCACAACAUUGAAUCUGCUGACAUGGUGGAUAACAAAUCGACUGUGCUGAAAAGUACAGCUGAAGAAAUACGCCUGCGGCUGCUGGCCGACUGGAGCGACGGCGAAAAAGAGGAUGAGGUGGUUGACGGCUUUAAAGAGAAUACCAGUCGUGAAACGGCUUCAACGACAGAAACAACACAAUACAAAUUAGAUAAGUUAAAGACAAGCAGUGAAGCAACAGCAGUGAAAAGUGAGAACACUCCAUUCGAUGCUGUAACACCCGUAUGUGCAACAGUAAAUAACAUUUCUGCACAAACUUCGCAUCAGACUCAACAUCAAAAUCGUAUUAGAAACAUACCGAAGAAAGAUCGACGUGACGCGGUAUUAAAAGAAUUCAUAAACGACUAUACUGUAGAGUUACCAACAGUAGUUGAUAAUCUGGAGAAUAUAAACUACAAUAGCAGCAACAGCUCUGAUUCGGUGGUUGUAGUAGCGGUUGUGCCGCCAAAUAGUGGUGAAACAAUUAUUCUCGAUGACAAUACAGGCACGGAUGGCGAAACAGAAACAACGGUAGGAAAAGAUGGAUUGGAUAGAAAUGAAGCAACGACGAACAAUAAACAAUUCAGCGAUAUAACAAAAGAGCACAGUUCUGUUACGAGCGUGGUACAAGAAGAACACUUAUCUGAGGAAAAUUUAAAUGAGGAAUCUUUUGUUGAAAAGGAAGUGUCGGUGCCAAUAGAAUGUAGUGACACAUCGGCUAAUCAAGAACAGUUGGAGAGGCUUGAAGAUAGACACAAUGAAGCAUUUAAGUCGGAACAACAAGAAAACGGAGAAGCAUUAAUUUUAGUUCCUAGUGUAAUUCGGCAAAUUGAAUUUGAAGCCACUGAGGAAAAUGUACAAAGCGAACCGAACGAAGAAAAUAAAAACGAUUUGAAGUUAGAAAGCGAAAAUGUCAAACAAUCGAAACUAAAAAGUCGCGGGAAGACACAAAAAUCGAAUGAAAGACAGAAAAAUAUAAAGGAAGUUCUGAAAGAUAGUACAGAAAAUAUAACAACAAAUAUAAGAGCGGAGGAAGGGCCAAACGUAGGAACUGCACAUGAAACCGUGGCAGAACUUACGUUAGCAUCACCACAGCGUUUAAUAGAAGAAGAGCAACCACAGACCAGCACAGCUGCGAAUCCACGCUCCGAUUGCUUUGAUUUUCAAGAAGAAGAGGACGAGACUUGCAGUGAUACUUUAAAAUCCAUAGCCGAUUUCAAAAAGAAAUAUCUCUCUCCCGAGAAAGGACCAGACAAAUCUCAUUCUGAUAAUUGCAUAUUGCCCGAAAAUGAAACUGAACAAAAGGAUCAACAGCUUGCGGAUGACAUCGAAAAAUUGCUCGAACAAACAACGGCACCUAAUAUUGCUGAUGAGGUCCCUGGUGCGGUUGUUUCACGCACACACUCGUACGGCAGCAGCAAAGAGGAAUUGCCAGUUAAGGGUUUACCAAUUAAGGAACGAGGUAAGCGUAUAUUCAAAUCACGCAAUCGUUCAAGAAUUGAAGAGCUACAAACAUCAACAGCAGUAACUUCGGAAAUUGUUCUGCCAGAGGAAGCAAUAGAUGCUACAGAACCAAAAAUGGAUGAAAAUGGAACGGUGACAGUUAUUGAACAAGUCCAAGUAGAGACAGAAAAUAAGUUCUGUGAGGAAGUUGAAUCGAAAACAAAUGCGGAGCAACAAAAGCAAUCAGCUCCAAUGGAUGGCGAUGAAGUGUAUAAAAAUUCUUUACAGUCUGUGGCGCACACGGCACUUGUUGUAGAAAUGAGCGUUGUAAAUACGAAUGAUUGCCAAGUAAUGGAACAAGAUAUAGAGAAUGAAGGAUGUGGUGAAAUCGUUCGUUGUGAUGCCGUCGAAGAGACAACUGUUUUAAAAGUGAAAAAUUUAAAAAAUGGUUCUUUGGCUACUCCAACUAUAGCAAUGAAGUUCUUACAUUGUGCCAGCGCGGAACAAAAGAUAUCCGAAAUAAGCGAAUCUAAUGAGACAAAUUUAAGUACAACUGUGGAACAGGUUCAUGAUGCCGAUGACUUACAAUUCUCAAAACAAAAUAUUGAAGACACAGAACGGAGCAACGGUUGUGAACUCGAAAAUUCCGAGCCAAUUGUGGAGGACAAUGUAGAAGAAGCUAAAAGGAUUCCAACACAUGAACAACUUGAAGACGAGCUGAAAACAUCAGAAGAUCAUAAAAAUACUGCCGACAAUUCUGCAGAAUUGAAUUACAUAAAAGAAGCCUACAAAAUAUCCACAGAUAUAAGUGAGAUCGACAAAACCGAAGAAAAAUCAGAGGACGUUGGAAACUCUAAAGACCAGUUUGAAUCUAAUGCUUUAGGCGAAAAAGAAAUGCUAAAGAAAGAUCUUAGUAAUUAUUUAAAUGAUCUGCAGCCUUCAACAGCAUUAUCCCAUAUAAAUCAAGAUUCAAAUUUGAUCGAUUCACAUACGACUGCAAACAAAGAGCAAACUGAAGUGACGGUAAUAGAGCAACGGGCAAAUAACGACUAUAAAGAGUUAGAAAACGAAACGGAAAUCCCUUUGUCUGUAAAUAUGAAGAAUGAUGCCGUGGAAGAACAGCAACAUGGCGUCAUGUUGUUAGGCGAAGAAGCGCCACAAAGCCGUCUGACUUCGCCAACUGACGACAACAGUUCGAUUUGCAUUUCAGAAGCGGGUGCUGAGUUUGGAUCGCCGACCUCAAUGUUAGACGAUGAACGUUUACCAACUUUGACUGACAGGCUGAUGACACCCACAGAUGGGUUGGUAGAGGCCAUACCUUCACCAAAUGAUGAAGCUAAAAUACCAGUGGAACAAGAAAUGAAUGUUGAAGAAGAACAUGAAAACUUAAACGAUGUGCAAAAUAAAAAGAAUGAAUCAACAGAUCAAGUUCCUGUGCCAUUAGACGAGAGCAAAGAUGUUGCAGUAACUAAACAGCAGGAAAUAGCAGAAGAGAUCGUGCAAGAAAUAACAACCGAAAGUGAAAUAAUUGAGAAUGAAACUCGCACAGAUAUUCUUGAAGAAUGUGAUGGAGGUACGAACAAUGAAAAAAUCGCCUUAGCAGCGACAACUGUUCAACAGAAUGAUAUCGAAGCUGUAGUAGAGGAUAAGGAGCUUUCCAGUGAACAAAAGGAAAAUAAUAGUGAAAUGAACGAGGGCAAUGAGCAGGUCGCAAGUGAUUUUAAUGACGCAGUUAUUCCCGAAGAAACUAAUAAUGAAGAAACACAGUUUUCAGAAUGCAAUGAUAAUGUAAUUGAUACACUGCGUUUCGAAAAUGGUGAAAUUGAAAACCAAACUGAACUUCUUGAAAAAAGCAUAAGUGAAGUACCAGUCGAGACAAAGCAAAAAGAAACUGAAAGCAGCGCUUGUAACAGCGAAGUUGCAGCAGAUAUUGUAAAUAACGUUAUUGAAGAGCAUAAUGAAGUCAAUGAAAAUCUGCAGUCCAAGGCAGAGGACAAUGUUGUUGAAGAUACAAUUGUUGCAGAACAGUCAGAGAUAGAAAAUGGCGGAAAGCAAGUAGACGACGAAACAGUGAGCACGAAUGUUUUAAAUAAUGAAAUAUCUGAUAAAUCAUCAACUCCAAUCAUUGAGCAUACACAAACGGAAGAAUCCGAUGCGGAUGACGAUUUCAUUGAGAGUCCUCCACAUGAGCCGCUUUCCGGACAUGAAGGGGAAGACGAUACAGACAUAAUGACGGUUAAAACGAAAAUUUUGAAUAAAACACAGACGCGUCGUUCAAAUACAAGAAGAACACAAUCACCAGAAGCUAUAUUGAAUUCACCAGUUGAUGUUAAGGUUGAUCAACAUAAACCUGCAAUACCGAAUUCCGCGAGCAACUCACCAAAAUCUUUUACCGACUUUACCAAAGAACCGACUAGCAAAAAACGACAUACUCGAGCAUCGAAACAACAACAAGUGAAGUCGAAUGAUUAUAUGAAAGAGCUAGAUUUAACUGAUUUAAAUGUAGCGACAAAAUUUGAAAACAAUGAGAAGAAUAAUACGACAAUACGUCAAAGUCAACGAAGAUCAACAAAAGCUGCGAAAUUAACAGAAACAGAAAACGAAAACAAAACGACUGAAAAACGCGAUGAUGUUGUUGCUGCCGAUUCUGAAACUGAAGUUGCUGCUGGCGAUCAACUAGCAGUUAAUAAUCUGAAUAUUACAACAGCACAACCACAAAAUGAAUGGUCUGAACCAACAUUAGUUGUUUUGUCAACCGAUACAUACGUUGCUUCACAACCCGACGAGCAGAUUAUUGAAUAUCCAACUGAUCAAGCAGCUGUAAAUGUCACUCCUGUGGCAAAGUCUGGAUCUUCUCGCAAACGACGCAGCGCAACCAAAUCCACUCCUCAACGCAAUACGGCCGCGGCCCAAAAUUUCUUUAUGCAAGAAAACAAUUUAAAUAACGAAGAAGAGAGUACACAUCGUGUGAAGACUAGAAAACUGGAGAGUCCAAGUAUCAACUGUACAAGUAUUGACACUACGCAAACCACUGAGGAGUUCAAAACUACGACAGUUGAGAUACCGAACUAUGAAGAUGAAAAUAAUAGUAAUUAUAUAAAGGAAGUGGAGCGAUCUGAAGAAACUGUCGACUGUACUGACAAUGGACCAGACUCUCUCAUAAUAGAGGAUGACCAGUGCAUAAUUGAAGAAGUUUACCUGAAUGAGACAAUGUCAAUGCAACAAAUAGGAUUAGAGGCAUCGCCAGAUAAUGAUGCCACGAAAGAAAUGGAUACUUCAGGAACAACUGAGACUGAGAUAAAUUCAAUUGGGACUAUUGAUGUACCCAACGUAGUGGAGUAUGUAAACUACUCUUCCAUUGAACAGCAGCAACCGAUCGAAGAGGUAAUAGUUGAAGCGGCCAGUACAGUGGAAGCAGCUACGGAUAUUGACACGCUUCGAAAUAUGGACGAGAGUGCAAAUAUUUCAAAUGAGACGUUGAAUAAGCAGCGGGUAUCCCCAAGUAAUCAACAACCUAAAGUAGACAACACAUGCAUAAAUAUUUCUCCCAUGGAGAAAGUCCGCAUCAACGUCGAUGUCGCCAAUCCACUCUCCACACAAAUAGCUAAUAUUUUAGCUACAAAGUCUGCCGGUGGUGCAGCGUCCACAGCAGCAAAGCAACGGAAGUCCAAUCUCGAAGAAUCUAUACCAUCUUUUAUAAUCGAAAGGCCAGGACAGGGAGUGGGUUCACAUCAACAACAACAACAUGCAUCAUCUACCGGUUUAGAGUUUAUUGGCGAGCAAGAUGCCGUUGCACACGUGCAGCAAAUGUGUCCCCAGGUGAAAAUUACCCGCAAAGAAAAAUUGAUUGAAGUACCGCAAACAGCUGCCGUGAUACAGCAGGAACAAAUUGUGGCUACUUCUGGUACCAUGUUCGACAUCAGCAAUAUGCCUAUAGUACUCGGUAAUGAACACUUUAUGUCGGCACAGGGCGAUAUGCAGAUUGUUUUGACUUCAUCCGCAGAGACGGAACCACAUUUACGUUCAGACGGGCCACAGAUUUUACAGCAACAAAUUAUACAACCUGCAUACAGAUCGACGCAACAAGUUGCUCAGCAACGGCAACGCAAGCGUUCCGCAAGUCAACAACAGCAGCAACAACUGCAACCAGCCAGCGGUAUGGGCGGCAAUAAGCAUGGUGUAAUCAUAAUUAAGGCGGCGCAAAGUGAUUUGAUAAUACAACAGACACCUUCACUGCAAGGAACACAAGCGCAAUCGCAGGCGAUUGCCGGUGGCGCAACACAACAGUUCUCUUCGUCGUCCACCGAUACAACGACUACAUAUAAUCUCGGUUCGGGUGUCACUUUGCGUCCAAUUGCUGAACCGAAACAAAAACAACAACAACGCCAGCAACUACAACAGCAAGUGGCUGGAAAUAAGUCAAAGUCCACGGCGUCUCAAUUAACUUCAACAGGUGGUCGCAAACAAGCUGGCAAUACAUUAACAUUGCCAAGCAGUAUUACGGUGAAGCAUCGACAACAGAAAAAUACGGAUGAUCCAUCAAAUGUAGUGCUUAGUGAACAGCCAUCGCAACUGACUCCGUCGAUCAAUGUCAGCAGUGGCACUAAAGCACAGAAGCGUAAUCACCCAACGACGAACUCUCGACGCGCACAAACUCAGACGCAAGUAGUUCAGCAACGACGAUUAACUGCUACCACGUGCAAUUUGGUGGAACUCCAGCAGCAAGAUCAACAACAUACUACUAGUGACAAUUGUGGAUCGCUAAAUCGGCGUUUGAGCCAUACGGACGGACAUGCACCACCGCCGGCAAAAGUAUGUCGUAACACAGCUGCAAACACGUCGGAUUUCGACAACCAAAGAGAGCCAACAUUUGCAGCGACGGCGGAACAGCAACUUUUGCAACUGCAGCAGCAGCAGCAACUACACCAACACACAGUACAAUCUCCGACGACGACGACGCAGCCACCGCCACUGCAUCCGUUACACAAUCGCAAGCAACGGCAUUCAUCGCAACACAAUCGGCGAAUGAGCACAAAAGCCGAUGUGUCGGGUCAAAUGUGCGUGCAAGAGCAACAACAACGAUUGCAGUCAACGCAGAUGGUAUUGUUGGAGCAACAGCAACAACAGAGUUUGGAACAACAACACCAAGAGCAGCACAUGACUGCAGAAUUAGCAGCGUCAUCGCCGUCAGCUGAAAUUAUUCCAGCGGAAUUUGAAGCAAUACAAUUGCAAGAGCAAGUGCCUGAAGUCUACACCGAAGAGAUUUUAGCUGAGGAAUUCGAAGCGAAUGAGCAUACUCCGUCAGUAAUAGCCGUGCCGUCACAAUCUGUGCCAGGCUAUCCCGACACAUUAUUAUUGUGUCGAAAAGUGGGUGAUGAUUGGGUGCCGAUCGUAGCUCAGCCUUAUUACUAUACGCGCUGUGACCAGCAAUUAAGACCCAUACCAAAGGAGGUGCUUAUCGGACACCCAAUAUUGACGCCGAAUGCAGAUAAAACGCCGGAAUUCCAUACCGCCGAAGUUGAGACGGAAGAUGUGCAGACGGCCGCUGGAAAUGAAGCGUACAAAGGAGAGACCGGCGUCACCAUUUUGAUUGGAUCUGAACUGGUACACAUGGAGUGGGAUCAGUUUUUGGAGGUGAUGCGUUCAACUGAUGAUUUGUUCGACUUACGUGAUCAUCUGGGACGCGUAUUCCAGCUGACGCGCGAUGCAUUGGAUACCUUACAACAGGAUGCAAAUUUGCAAGAAAAAUAUCGGCAAUUACAACAGUUGUUGGAGGAACAACAGUUAGAGGAGCAACAGCAACUUGAGCAACAAGAGUUAUUGCAACAACAAUUCAUACAGCAGUUGCAAACAGUUACAGUUGCUGGAGAUGAAGGAUUAGAAGCCGACAUCAUACCAUUGCUACAAAUAGACACAUCGCAAACGUUACAACUUAUCGGUACGGAUGACGGCAGUCUUAUUCUUCAAUCGGCCCUAACGCAACCACCGCUUUCUCCACCCUGCACGCGCCCCGCGCUAACAAAUGCGACAAAUGCGUUGCUAAAUCAAACGCCCAUCAUGUCACCGCUGGAGAAACCAUCCACAGCGGCUGCCACCGCUUUAUUAGCCGAAAAUUCGGGACAACACAUCGAUCUGUCGUCAGCCACAGCACCCGACCAUCUGGUUGCAGGCGGUUUUAUUGCGGCGGAUUCAGCAAGCGACAUGCAAGUUUGUCGACCCACUUUAGGCGACAGCUUGGCCGUUAUAGGAGUUGUGCCCACUCAACCCACACUGCUGCCCACCACCGUAACCAAUCCAGCGAUUGCACCGCCAAAGUCUGAUUUAAUACCGAACAUGACAACGGCAGCGCAAAUGCACGCGCAAUAUCGUCAUGCACAACGGGCCAUAUACAAUGAUCCUGGCAGUUAAUAUUGCCCCAAUAUGCUCUAUUUAGACAAUGUACACAAUGGUCUAGUAGAGGAUGUGCGUAGAACGGGCAAUACUGCGUUGGAAGUGGGCGUUGGUAAUGCUGUGGAAGCUGCGGAGGACGGUGUUGGUAUGGGGGUGGAUGGAGUGAAUGAAAUGAAUGAUGUGAAUAUGGAUACAAAUGUGGUAGGUUUCAACGAACAUUACUUUUUCAAUUAGAGUUCCAUCACACACUCACCUCAACUGUCUUUUCCUGCAGACCUUUCCCAUAUGUUUCUAACAAUUUUAUUACGUAGUAAUAGCUAUUUAGUGUGCGAUUUAGUUGUAAAAUAUAGUUACAUUAACUUUAUUAUCAGUGUAUGAGUGUGUAUUGUAAAAAGCUGUAAAUUCGCUUUACAUUUAUUUUUAUAAAAUUUUAAAAAUUAUAAAAUUAGUUUACUUUAAUUAGUACGAGUAUUAUAUUGUUUGUGUAAGUCGGCACUGAGGUAAAUUAAGUUGGUCAGUGCCGUUAUAUAUUCUCUCAAAUAUUGCUUUCAAUUAUACUUAUUUUCAAAGUACAAUAACUAACUGUCCUGUAAUGAAAUUCUGAAACUGGAAUGAGAUGCCAUGCGAAUGCUUUUGCAACGCAUUACAGUUUAAAAUCAUUUAUUUUCAUUUGAGAGCCGUUUCUAACACAGCCCCAAUAUUUGGAGCAUUAAAUGUACUCAAAUAUAUAUACAAAUCCAUGCGUAUAUAUAUACAGAGGUAAUCGAAAUUAUUUACACAUCGGACGUUUUUUUUUCAAGUUUCACAGAAAAGCUUUUGCUUGUUGUUGUUGUUGUCGCAGGGUAACCAAAUGCUAUGUUGUUAUAAACCUUGACCACGAUUUAAGGCAAAUGACUGGCAUAUCGCUUUUUUAUUUUCGAAAAUGUUGACCAAUUUUCGCAAAACGUCAGGUAUUUAUGUUAACAUUUUUCAAUGCAAUAUUUCGUGCCCUUUUUUAUAACAUUAUUAACAGUAUUUCAUCAAAUUCUAUAAAUUUUAACUAACUCCGAAACUCCAGUCUUAAACUUAGUAACAGUCUCCGAUCUAGUUAUAAUCCAUAAUUCCUUUGGUUUCGGAAUUGUAUUUACCAACUUUUAUAUGUUAAGGCUUUGUUAGUUAGUUAUGAAUACAAUAGACGCCAAUCACUACUCUUGCUUCAACCAAAUCCAAGAAUAAAGGUUAAAUCGCGGUGUGUAAAUACUUUUAACGCAAAAAAAUGUGAGUAAUUACUUUUGACUACUGCGAGUCUUUCGUUCAUUAGCUUAUUUCUCCGCCAUAUUUCUAGCUAUUCCAAACUGACUUCUUUCGCUCAGGAAUAGAUCAAGGUUUACAACAACCAAGCAUUUAGUUACCCUGCGAUCACAACAACAACAAGCAAAACUUUUCGUGUGAAAUUUGUAAAAAAAAAACGUUCGAUGUGUAAAUAAUUUUGACAGAGGUAGUCAUACAUGUACUAGUAUAAAAGUGCUUUAGAGAUUAACAUAUGAUGAACAUAUGUAUGUAGGUAGGUAUUAGUUGCGGUUAUUUAAUUUGCUGAAAUUAGUAUUCGCCACCUUAUGGUGCAGAGUAAUGUGAAAUGCGUACCAAAUCUGAAUUAUUGCACAAUUCGUUUCUAAUUAUUGAAAUAUUUCAAAUUAUGAGCUUCUACUGUAUCUAUAAGUUUUUUUCUUAAUUAAGUUAAACAUUCUCACUAGUUGUCUUAAUUUGUGUAACUAGUUAUCAUAAAAGGAGUACUAUAAUUAACUUUUGUUAUUGUAGAAAUCAAACUCAUAUUUUGAACUCAAAAGAUUAUGUACACAAUAAAACAAAUUACAGUUACACAAAAAUCAUCUUUUAUUAAAGAAUCGUUUACAUCUCAAAACAUCUAAGAAUUUGGCCUGCGACAUUUAUUUCAAUUAUAUCAUACUUUGGCAGUAAAGUUAAAGAAUGUCGAAUACUUUCUAAGAAGUUGAAUAUUCACGCUUUCAUUGCUUUCAACAUAACCGCGACCUGCUAAUAUAUACUUUUUGAACAGAUUACUACAAAGGAACGAUAUAAUGUCAUCAUUUCUACGGGAUUGUUGAAAUUUGAGAACCUUUUUAAAAUGCCAAUAUACCGCUUUGCUCUUGUACCAACAAAAAAGGUGAGUAGCUAUGUAAUUGCAAAUGGUUUCUCUCAGAAUGGACAGUUAACGGAAGAUUUUCAAUCCUUUAUUGGAUACGAGACUCCUCAUUUGCGCUGAGAGAAACGACAAACACAUUGAUCUCAAAUUUGAGCCUUGUAGUCGGGUAUUGAUUGAUCAUAUUGUGCAACGACGUAUUGUACGAAGUUAAAGGAGCAAUUGUUGUUGUAGUGUAUAUUAUAUGUAGCGAAACCUCUUUUCGAUGGACACUAACGGUCAAACCUAAAAGAGGGUCAUUUGUUUGUCCGUCUAAUAGAGGUGUUCGUUAGGAGAGGUUUCUCUAUAUAUAUUAUAUACCUCAGUAAGCAGCCAAAGAUAGUGCUAUUAUUUAGCACUCUAAACCUUUACCGCUCUAAACCUCGGAAAGGAAAUUUUAAGACUACAAUUUGGUAGAAACAUAUUUUUUUUUUAAUUAGUUGAGAUUUAAACUAAUUUUUUCAAUACCUAAUUCGCGCAUUAGAGUUUUCUUUUAUAUACAUAUAUGUAUGUCAUUAUCAAUCUCUCUUUCAAAACAUGUACAUAUACAGUUGAACCUCCCCAACAAACAUCCAUAACAUAAUCCACAAAAAAACUUCAAGUUAGAGAGACUUCGAGUUAUGGAAACUAAUUUGUAUUUGUAUUUGUGGAAAUUCAACUUUAUUUCCAAAUAUUUUUUCUUUUAAUAUUCAUAUGUAAAUAAAAAAAAUGUAAUAAUGCUUAGAAAAAUUAGAUACUUAACUGUAGUAUUUUUUUAACUCAAUAUAAGUAUGCGUUUAAAAGUUUCAUUCUAAUUUAAGUUGCGCUUGGUAUUCUUUCGACAGUUUAUUGUACUUUUUUAUUGCAAAAAUAAUCAACAUUCGCAAAUUUAUGAUAAAUAUUUUUUUAUUUUACUUUCAUUUCUCUAUUUUUCUCUUCUCGCUACUUUUUACACUCUCACUCAUACACCAAUAGCUUUAUUCGUAGUCUCUCUACGCUGAGCACAUAUCGGGGAUCAAAAGAGAGGAGGGUUGUAAAACUUCAACUUAACUGAUUCACUGAUUAAAACUCAGUUUAAGCAACAUUCAUACAUUUGUAGUUGUUGUUUAUCAAAUAAUUAUAUGUAAUUUGUAUAAAUAAGCCUAUACAUAUAUUUUUUUAAGAUUUGCUAUUUGAUUUUGUGUUUAAAACUGUCUAAAUUGUUACAAUUUUGAUAAGCUUUUUCACUUACUGUAUAAAAAAAAUAAAAUAAAAAACAAAAACAAAUAUAAAACAAUAUCAAAUUCGGAUUUAAGUAAAGCGCUAAAUCUAACGAAUUAAAACCAGAAAAACAAGCAAAAAACAAUAAAAAUAAAAAUAAGAAAAAAGGAGCACACCUACAAAGAAUUCUUAUAAUAAUUGUAAAAUUAUAAUGAACAGAUUUAUUAUUUUUACUUAAUGUAAUUAGCUUUUAAGUAAAAAAUGAAUUACUUUCUUUUAAGUUCAUGUAAAAGCAGAGAAAAAUUAUGAUUCGUUUAUAGUAGAAUGCAUACAAACAUACAUAUAUAAUGUGUACUAGUUUUGUUAGGAAUAAGGUGAAAUACUCACACAUACACACUACGAAAAUUGUGCAUAUAAGAUAUAAAUUGUGUGUAAACUGUAAUAAAAAAGUGAAUAAAAAAAUUCAAUUGAGAAGUUUUAAUUGCCUGCAAUCGUUGUGUUUAAUAAUUGUCAACAAACAGACGUUCGAAUGCAAAUAAAAUGCACUAGUACUAUAACGCUGCCAAUUAUGAGCAGUAACAAAAACAAAAAGCAAAAAUAAAAAAUCAACAAAAAGAAAUUAUGAAAACAAAUAGUGUAUGUAAUGUGUAAAAUUAUUUAGUUAAUACUAAGAUAAUAUUCAAAUAAAAUUCUAUAUUAAAUAUACAUACAGAAAUGCAAAUAUAUUCAGAAUAAAACGAAUAAAACGAUAUUAUAAAAUGCAAAUAUAUAAACAAUACACAUAUUUAUUGUAUAUGUACAUACAAAUAUGCAUUUCAAUUAGUAAUGAAUUAAGCGUAAUUUGUGCGCAAGCUUGCUUCGCUGGGAGUGUAAGUAAAUUAAUUUACACCACAAAUAUGAGCAUAUCUAUUUAGAAGAUGAUUGCACUUAAUAUUGUAAAAAUGAUAACAGUAAGUUGCUAUACUGAAUUGGUCAACGAGGUGUUAAAAUUAGCUUGGCGACUACCUCUUCGCUGUCCUUAAAUUUCUGUAGCUAUGUCGAUUAGUCGAUGAAAAUAAUUUUAUUUGAGUUCCAAAAAAUAUACGGUAUAACUUUGCCGUUUGACCAUAAAGCAGGAAGGGAAUGAUGAGGGACUCGUAUAGUUUGAUUUUUGUUCGUGGAGAGAGAACUUUACUUUUCAAUUGCCUGCUCAGCCCAAAGUAAACGUUGUUGACGUGGUGACAUGUGAGCCAAGCCGCAAAUGCACUGACUAUUUGUUUGACGGCCGGACCCAUUUACCAUCAAUUUUGCUUCACUUCCUUAUCCAUUCGGGGAAAAAUUAGAACUAACGGCGAGGUUGUUGCCUCCAAUGAUAUCAAUACCAUCGGCGUACGCCAGCAUUUAGCUCUGCAGCUCGUACUAUUUUCUUCAGCAAUAGAUUCAAGAAGUCGCACGAUAGUGAGUCACCCUAUUUGAAACCUCAGUUCUCGAAUGACUCGGAGAGGUCCUCUAUCCUGUCGGAGCUAUUGGCGAUCUCACCAAAUACAGGUUUCCUAUUUUGUUGUUAUUUAUGGUUACAACAAAACAUACACUAAAUAAUUUGAGGAAUUGGUGUCCUGAAUGAAAUGAACGUGUUUCAUUCAGCCCAAAUAUAAGAUUUGCAAACAAAAUCAAAAUGAUGUUCUUUGAAUUGUAAAGUGUAAGUAAGGCAAUUGAACAAUGCUUGUCGUCUGGCAUGAUUCCACAGGCCGAAUGCCUUUUCGUAGUAACAGGGUUCAGUGAGUGGUAUCAAUCCAAACCUUUGCGUUAAUCAGAGCGUUUCAUGUGUCAGGCACACUUUUAUUUAACUGGAUAACUGCGAUCGUGUCCAGGUCCUGCGUAAUAGUAGUGGAUAUUUCUCUCCAAUACAUCAGUGUCACUUAGUCAGGCGGUACUGAAGAUUUAAGAGACUCAUACUCGGAAAACGUUUUCAUUAAUGCGAUUACGUUAAUUGGUGCGUCUAAUAGUAUAAUCCGGUUCCCUUUAGACUCAAAAUAAUUAUAUUCGGUUGGUUUUUUUGUAAUACCAACGAUAAAGAAGACAAUUAAACACACAGUUGAUUAUUUUUUGUUUGUUUACAUUUUUAUUAACUGUUUCUAUUGAGUAGCCUUAACAUGCAAAACUUUAUUUUUAGCAUUUCUUAUGACUUUUGGUGGUCUAGUCAGACAUUUUUUCUAAUGUUCUUUAUUAUUGUGGCAAAAAAAUGAUAACUAUGUAUCCUUACUGCUUUUAAAUGAGAAUUUAGGUUUUAUCUAUAUUCUAAUCAUCAAAUACAAUUGACUAACGACAAAAGGCAAAUAAAUUAAUGUUUAUGAUUUGAAUGUGCUACAAAUGAUAUCUAAACCAUUGACAGAGUAUAUUAGCAAUUUUAAUAACUCUCGGCGAUAACUAAACAUAAAAUUAAAUCCAAUAUCUUUAAAUAAAUAUUGACUAAUAAACGUAAUAUAAUUACUAAAUACCUGAUGGCAAAUUUAACAUCAAAGAAAAAAUAAAACUUUAUAUAAAUACUUCUGUAAUAGGAUGAUUGACGUUGUAUCUAGUGAAUUGUACAUGAAUAGCAGAUGUAUUUUAAGGCUCAUUUCUUGUUGUUAUUUAGCAUUUGGCUGAGCAAAUACGGUAUAGUAUAGGGAUGUAUAAUUUAUCUAUUCGAACGUACAAUACUUUUCUUUUAAGUAGUUUUUACAUACUUAUAUUGUUUAUUUCUCUUUUUUCAUAUCAAUUUGGGUUAUUGUUGGGUUAAGCAGCAGUGGAUAUAAUUUAGUAUUCCAAUCGAAUCAGAAAUUUGGUGCAUAUAUGCAACACGAUGUAGGCUUAGGCGCAUACAAAUCACCUAAUAGUUGCACUUCACAGCUUAGCACAGAUUUCAUUUGUAAAC
Messenger RNA from Zeugodacus cucurbitae (melon fly), 16411 nucleotides. RefSeq lists its product as uncharacterized. Gene Ontology annotation, molecular function: RNA polymerase II complex binding. The transcript has 7 exons. Gene Ontology annotation, biological process: mRNA 3'-end processing. Gene Ontology annotation, cellular component: RNA polymerase II, holoenzyme. The record is from RefSeq and is a predicted model, not a curated record. NCBI's taxonomy places the organism in Eukaryota, Metazoa, Arthropoda, Insecta, Diptera, Tephritidae. The coding region runs from base 1089 to 10181 and encodes 3030 amino acids.